This is a messenger RNA of Didymodactylos carnosus, 552 nucleotides long. The record is from the annotation of a GenBank genome assembly. Lineage: Eukaryota; Metazoa; Rotifera; Eurotatoria; Philodinida; Philodinidae.
AUGUGGAUGAUGUACGGCUUGAAUGAUGCUAUAUUCUCCAUCAUUCGUGGUUGGAAACGGCUAGUCCAAGCAUUUAUUAUACACCAACCACGGAUGAUGGAGAAUAUAGCAUCAUUCAAGCCGUACAUCAUCCACAUUCAGCCAAAUAUAUUGAAUUUAGUUAACAAGACAUUUGAAGUGUACUUUCCACAAGAAGUUUAUUCUAAAAUUAUUUUGGGUAGUUUACCUGUCGAGGGACAGGAUGUUAGUAGACAGAAUGCUGUACGAAAGGUGAAUACUUUAGAAGAAGGACAGACUGUCGUUGUCGUACGCAGUGCUCAUUAUUCUACGAAUGAAGUACGAAUCGAAUGUCAGGUGAUACGUGCAUCGGAUUUAUUACUGAAAGACGUGAAGACGGGUCAUUAUUUCAAUGCCGCUUCACGUUCAGAUGUAGAAUAUGUAACAAUACCAGAAGAAGAAGGAACAGAAGUGACAUUUGCAUUGAAGAAUGAAGGAGGAGAACAAGAUGAUGCUGGUAGAGAAGCGAUAUUGUCAUGUCUUAUACAUGGGUGA